Molecule: messenger RNA, 1935 nt
Organism: Saccostrea echinata
Lineage: Eukaryota; Metazoa; Mollusca; Bivalvia; Ostreida; Ostreidae
Exons: 10
Coding region: 51-1547 (498 amino acids)
Biological process (GO): protein modification by small protein removal
Molecular function (GO): peptidase activity
Source: RefSeq, a predicted model, not a curated record
UUUUUUGACACAAAAUAUUACCUGUUGUUGCAAUUGGACAUCCCUUCAUCAUGUCUGACCCCGAUUCUUGGCCAGUGAAAGUUUACAUUUACGAUAUCAGUAAAGGAAUGGCCAGGUCGCUUUCGCAGGCUUUUCUAGGGAGGCACAUAGAAGGAGUGUGGCACACGGGGAUAGUGGUUUUUGGAGAAGAGUUUUUUUUCGGUGGCACAGGAGGAAUCGAGGCUUGUUCCCCGGGAGGUACUAUAUUAGGCCAGCCGGACACUGUUUUGGAGUUAGGUCGCACACAGAUACCACGUGAUGUCUUCCUUAGUUACCUUGGUGAUCUGGCACAAUCCUCCUAUAGACCAAGCUGCUAUCAUCUACUGGACCAUAACUGUAACACCUUUAGUUCUGAGGUGGCCCAAUUCUUGACUGGCAAUGAUAUCCCAUCAUACAUCACUGGAUUGCCAGCGGAGGUUCUCAGCACACCUCUAGGUCAGAUGUUGAAGCCUUGGGUAGAUGCUAUGUCUGUGAACCCUAGUGGUGGACAUGCCCUCUUUCCUGCUGGGAACCCUGCCAUGUCUCAAAAUGUCCCACCAAGUAAUACAUUCCUGACUGAGCCCAAUAAUAAACAAGGGUCAAGUCCAGUUUCUAAGACUGCAAGUUCAUCAGGACAACAGCCAAGUUCAGAGGUUCUCUCUGAGGGUCCUAGGGGGGCCACCAGCCAGACACCCCCAACAUCACAAGGGUCAGGGUCUCCUGUAGAUUUUAAUGUGGAGAGCGAUACAGAAACUAGAGAAAUGGAACCUAUCAUAUACAGAGAGGAAAGACCUUCAAAGAAACCCCUUCUAGAUGAUGUGCAUGACAAACUCUCUCCAAAGGAAGUUAGCCUUGUAUCAGAUUUGUAUGACUAUCUAGGAACAAAAUCACCUACCUGGUCUCUGUGUAAAGAGCAUGUCCAGACCAUCCACAAAGUGAUCGGGGAUGGACGCAUGGGUGAUAAAUUGAGGGGAGAGAUAUGUGUGCUUCUACAGGAUCUGGUCUUGAUUGAGGACUUUGUAGAACUAUUACAAAAUGAACCCACGAAGUUAAUGAACAGUGUGUUAUUACAUUAUAAAGAGCUUACUGACAGUGUACAGAUGUCUCUACUUAAGGUGUUAACAAAUUGCUGCAGUCAUCAGAUGGGGCACAGCUUUCUGACAGACAGCGAGGGGGGAGAACAGAGUAACAUUAAACUUCUCUGUCCCGAGGUGUGUGUCUGGGCUCUACUUCAUGACAACCAGGAUAUCUACAGCAAAGCAUCAGCUCUUGUCUACAACCUCAGCAGAUAUCAGUUACCUGAGGAUGCUCAGGUGGAGUGUGGGAGUGCUAUUUUAGAAUGUCUACAGAAAGAUCUCCCAGAAACUACUGCAUACAACCUGAUGAUGAGUCUGUUACAGUUGAUGAGGAGCAAUGAAGAGAUGUGUGAUCUGGCAGGAGUAGUUGGAAUGAACUGUUCAACUCAUCAAAAACUGUCACCAAGGUUACGGAGUCUGUGUGAAGAGGCACAGACAAUGACCGCUUUAUGAUAUUUAUACUAAUAAAAGUCUAUAUAUAGUAACAACAUUCUGUGAUUCCAAGAACUUGAAAGUUAUUUUUAUUUGGAUCAGUAUUGAUACAAGAUUUAAGGUGAUUUCCUACUUAACUUGUUUUUAGUUUAUAUAUUGAGUGAUCAAAAUAUAAAGAGAAAAAAUUUGUGAAAACAUUCAUUUUUCAUUGCAUCACUUGUAUACUAACUUUGUCUGUACUGUGAAUGGUAUUGUACACCAUAUUUAUACUGGACAAAAUGUUUAUAAAAGGAGAUGUGUGUAUACUGAUGAGAGAGAGAUAUUUAAUUUUAUUUAUGGAAGUAUUAAAGUGUUUGUUUUUUACAUUGCUUACAUAUAUAAAGCAACAAUAAAUUGGAGUUUUACAAUU